Oncorhynchus masou masou (cherry salmon) is the source of this 3340-nucleotide messenger RNA. Its product is annotated as sushi domain-containing protein 6-like. The record is from RefSeq and is a predicted model, not a curated record. Gene Ontology annotation, biological process: DNA damage response. NCBI's taxonomy places the organism in Eukaryota, Metazoa, Chordata, Actinopteri, Salmoniformes, Salmonidae. The coding region runs from base 307 to 1227 and encodes 306 amino acids. The transcript is spliced from 6 exons.
GAGCCUGUGAUAAGUCUCUGUUCCUGUCAAAAACACAGCUGAGCGAUGACUCAGUUGUCAGCGGCUGUGAAAUAGAUCCAGUUGUUGCUAUAUGCCCCAUUAAUCUGGAGGAGAAUUAAACUAAUUAGAUAUUGAUCUCGAGCGGAUCGUAUAUCAAACAGACGGGGAAGUAUUGAUUUAUACCAUCUUGGACUAGUCCUUGAACGGAAUAUUCCUAUAUCUAGAUUCUACAGGAUUAUUUUCCUGCUGUAGCAAACUGGCUCAAUUUAAGAUCCUACACCUGCAGGCUAUGUGAGAGCGGCACACAUGGUGUUGGCAGGGACCUCCCCUGCUGUUCCAGAGUUGACUUGCACCCCCGAUAUGAAAGCGCUCCGAAAUCCGCCAUGGGAUUUGUGUUUGUGCCAUGCCUGUGUGUCAAGUUCAGUGCUAAGAGAGGAAAUAUGGGCCAGGAAGGCUGUUUUGAUGUCUGUGCAGCGGGAGUCUCUAUGGCUGUGUGGACACAUCACUCUGGGCUACGGGCUCUUUCUCCUAGUCGCCCUUCCAGACCUCACCACAGGCAGGCAAGGGAACUGCAGCCAUCCACUGGUGCCAGAACACGGAGGCUUCCGCUGCGAGCCCUCCCCCUGCCGAGGCUUCCCCCAGAAGAGCUUGAUCUACUACUUCUGUGAGCCCGGCUACACCAUCCCAAAAGAGGUGCACAGCUCGCGCUGCCGCCACGGCAAAUGGAUCCCCAGCGUGCCCACCUGUCUGUCCACAGCAGACAGACAUGUUAACUAUGAGGACCAGGUGGCCCACUCACUCCCUAGCGUUGCCACGACGGCGGUGGGCGUGUCCAUAUUCCUUCUCACCACCACGGCCUGCUUGGUGAUCAAGUCCCGCCUUUUUCCCUGUCACUCACACAGCAGGCGCUCCUCUGACCAGAUGGAUCUGAUGGUGGAUGGCCUGCCUGUGUCUCUGCCCACCUAUGAGGAGGCUGUCUACGGGAGCUGGGGGCAACACCUGCCCCCCUGCAGAGGGCCCACCCAGCUCCUAUUGGCCCAGGAGGCUCCAGGUCCAUCAUUAGCUCACAACCAAUCAGAUUCCAGUCACCUUAUCCCUCAAUCCAAUCAAAGCCCCGAGAUCCUUCCGCCCCCUUACGAGGAGAUCCAAUCCCGCCCCAGAGAGAGUCAGACUGAGGUGGACGUGCAGGCCAUACAAGUUGCACUUCCCGAUGACAAGGACAUUUGAGUGACUGGCGUAUUUGUGUUACCCACCAAUGAUGUACUGACUUGUAAAAUCAUGUGCUCAGGCACUUACAGUGGGGCAAAAAAGUAUUUAGUCAGCCACCAAUUGUGCAAGUUCUCCCACUUAAAAAGAUGAGAGAGGCCUGUAAUUUUUAUCAUAGGUACACUUCAACUUUGACAGACAAAAUGAGAAAAAAAUCCAGAAAAUCACAUUGUAGGAUUUUUAAUGAAUUUAUUUGCAAAUUAUGGUGGAAAAUAAGUAUUUGGUCAAUAACAAAAGUUUAUUUCAAUACUUUGUUAUAUACCCUUUGUUGGCAUUGACAGAGGUCAAAUGUUUUCUGUAAGUCUUCACAAGGUUUUCACACACUGUUUCUGGUAUUUUGGCCCAUUCCUCCAUGCAGAUCUCCUCUAGAGCAGUGAUGUUUUUGGGCUGUUGCUGGGCAACACAGACUUUCAACUCCCUCCAAAGAUUUUCUAUGGGGUUGAGAUCUGGAGACUGGCUAGGCCACUCCAGGACCUUGAAAUGCUUCUCACGAAGCCACUCCUUCGUUGCCCGGGCGGUGUGUUUGGGAUCAUUGUCAUGCUGAAAGACCCAGCCACGUUUCAUCUUCAAUGCCCUUGCUGAUGGAAGGAGGUUUUCACUCAAAUUCUCACGAUACAUGGCCCCAUUCAUUCUUUCCUUUACACGGAUCAGUCGUCCUGGUCCCUUUGCAGAAAAACAGCCCCAAAGCAUGAUGUUUCCACCCCCAUGCUUCACAGUAGGUAUGGUGUUCUUUGGAUGCAACUCAGCAUAUGACAUUCUCCCAAUCUUCUUCUGGAUCAUCCAAAUGCUCUCGAGCAAACUUCAGACGGGUCUGGACAUGUACUGGCUUAAGCAGGGGGACACGUCUGGCACUGCAGGAUUUGAGUCCCUGGCAGCGUAGUGUGUUACUGAUGGUAGGCUUUGUUACUUUGGUCCCAGCUCUCUGCAGGUCAUUCACUAGGUCCUCCCGUGUGGUUCUGGGAUUUUUGCUCACCGUUCUUGUGAUCAUUUUGACCCCACGGGGUGAGAUCUUGUGUGGAGCCCCAGAUCGAGGGAGAUUAUCAGUGGUCUUGUAUGUCUUCCAUUUCCUAAUAAUUGCUCCCACAGUUGAUUUCUUCAAACCAAGCUGCUUACCUAUUGCAGAUUCAGUCUUCCCAGCCUGGUGCGGGUCUACCAUUUUGUUUCUGGUGUCCUUUGACAGCUCUUUGGUCUUGGCCAUAGUGGAGUUUGGAGUGUGACUGUUUGAGGUUGUGGACAGGUGUCUUUUAUACUGAUAACAAGUUCAAACAGGUGUCAUUAAUACAGGUAACGAGUGGAGGACAGAGAACCCUCUUAAAGAAGAAGUUACAGGUCUGUGAGAAUCAGAAAUCUUGCUUGUUUGUAGGUAACCAAAUACUUAUUUUCCACCAUAAAUUGCAAAUAAAUUCAUAAAAAAUCCUACAAUGUGAUUUUCUGGAUUUUUUUUCUAAUUUUGUCUGUCAUAGUUGAAGUGUACCUAUGAUGAAAAUUACAGGCCUCUCUCAUCUUUUUAAGUGGGAGUACUUGCACAAUUGGUGGCUGACUAAAUACUUUUUUGCCCCACUGUAUAUGGAUUCAAGCCUACCAGCAUGGAUCGACUUUCUUUUCAGGUUUCAACCUUAUACAUAGCACACCAGUUCUGAUUGGCUGUUGGUAAUGUUAUGAGACGUAUCCUGCCAUGGAGACAUGGUUUAUUUCCCAUCAGUGAUGGGACCUGAGCCUCGUUUGUUGAGGUGACUUUGGUAAUGAUAUUACUGUUACAUCACAGGGACCUGCGUGUCCUUUUUGUUGGUUUUGCGAUGAUGACAGAGUUGUAGCGUCGAUAUAGAAACCAGCAGACCGACCCUGUUCCCGCCUUGCACCUCUGUCCUAUCUGCUUUGAAUUAUUGACCAGAAUUUGGGGAGGGUUUGGGGUAGAAACCCCCAGGAUGUACUUAUUUGUUAUUGACAUUGAAUGUAGUUGUUUCUCAUUUUCUUUUCAAUAGAAAAAAAUGUAAUGGAUGUAUGUAAUGUAACGUUUACAUAAUAUUGCAAUUAUUGCAUUGCACAGAAGAUUAAACGUCAACAUUGUUUCUAA